Molecule: messenger RNA, 2562 nt
Organism: Cantharellus anzutake
Lineage: Eukaryota; Fungi; Basidiomycota; Agaricomycetes; Cantharellales; Hydnaceae
Product: SPX domain-containing protein
Exons: 15
Coding region: 1-2562 (853 amino acids)
Biological process (GO): monoatomic anion transmembrane transport; phosphate ion transport; polyphosphate metabolic process
Cellular component (GO): membrane
Molecular function (GO): phosphate transmembrane transporter activity
Source: RefSeq, a predicted model, not a curated record
AUGAAAUUCAGGCGAGUGUUCUGGUUGAAUUCGGUCAUCAUAUUGAUUUAUGGGGCACGAUGGACUAAUAUUUUGUUGGUGAUUAGCAAUUCGCUCAAGUUUAAUGCGGUCGCGGAAUGGUGGGACGAGUAUAUAGCAUAUGCGGCGCUUAAGAAGGUGAUAUACGAUUUGGAAAGAGAGCAAACAUACGAUUUGGGUGGACUGGACCAUGAACGUUCAUCCCUGUUGGGGAAUGGUCAACGAACUGAGGCUGUCCAGAAAUUCGUUCCCCUCCUUGACCGCGAGUUAGAAAAGAUCGUCACAUUUUACAUUUCACAGGAAGAAGAACUUCGAUCGGAAUUGGAGAAUCUUACAACUGGUAUUGAGGCUGCUGAGGAUAGGGGCGUUGUGCAGGAUGAACGAGACGAGGAGGAUGAUGGCGACUCGGAUGAGACAUCGAUUUGGGGGACGAGUUCCACAAGAAGGAAAAGAUCUGUCUCCACCAAUGCCCGCCCUCCUCGGCAGACUAUCUCGCUCGGCAAGCUACGGCCCCACGCAGGUGCUCCACGAGCCGCCCGGCCUCAAAGCGAAAGAGAAAGGAGACGUUCAGGAAGCUUAACCACAGCUCUCACAGCACCUCUGGCGAAUCUAUUCGCACACAAAGAGCCUGACACUAUUUGGACGGCAAAAACUACGGCAGCGUGGGACGUACGGAUGCUUUUCAAAAGGAGAAUUACUACUCUUUAUAUCAGCGCCACCUCACUAAAGUCAUAUGUGGAACUCAACUACUCAGGAUUUAGGAAAAUCCUUAAAAAGUUUGACAAGAUCACUGAUAAUUCUCUCAAAGAAAUGUACAUGCGUGAACGCGUGGAUAAAGACUACCCUUUUGAGCCUGCGACCAAGUCACACUUGGACGAAUUCAUCAGCGAAUUGGUCAAUCACUACGCCAGAUGCGUAACUAGGGGGAACCAGACCGCUGCCCUGAAACAGCUCAAGCUCUAUCAGCGUGAACAAAUCGUAUGGGAACGAGAUACUGUGUGGAGGCAGAUGAUCGGCAAGGAACGCAGGGGAGAGAACGAUGGUCAAGUAAAGAGCUUGCUUUCGGCCAGUGUCCAGCACGAGGCCGCUCCACCACUCUUAGCCAUUCCUACCCCAUUGGGCGUCUUCAAAGUCACGGGAAGGCGGAUAUGGCUAGCGAUAGCCCUCACUGCUUUCAUUGCCUUGCUCAACACUCGUGUACUUGAUGGGCGCGAAGCCAAUCGGUGCUUCGCCGUUCUCAUUUUUGCAACAAUUCUAUGGGCAUCGGAGGCUAUUCCCCUAUUCGUCACUUCUACAUCCGUUCCGUUUAUGGUCGUUGUUUUGCGCAUCAUACGGGACGAAAAUGGAUGGAUAUUUUCUGUUAUGUUUUCUCCCACCAUCAUGCUUCUUCUCGGCGGAUUUACCCUGUCGAGUGCCCUUAGUAAAACCAAUAUCGACCGCAUAUUGAUUACCCGAGUUCUGAGUUUAGCUGGGACUCGGCCUAGUACCGUCAUAUUGGCUUUCAUGGGUGUGGCCUGUUUCGCCAGCAUGUGGAUUAGUAAUGUGGCUGCCCCUGCAUUGUGCUUCGCGCUGAUUCGGCCAAUUCUUUCCUCUCUUCCCCCCAAAUCAACGUUUGCACCAUGCCUUAUUAUGUCCAUUGCACUUGCUGCUAACAUUGGAGGCCAGAGCUCCCCUAUUUCGUCCCCUCAGAACAUCAUUGCCCUGAAUGAAAUGGUCCCGCCUAUCGACUGGUUGCAGUGGUUUGCAGUUGCGCUACCAGUCUCCGGGUUAUCCAUUGUACUAAUCUGGCUCUUGCUCCUUUCGAUCUAUCGUCCGAGUACAACGGCGGAUGGCAAGAAACUACAGGUUAAGCCAAUACGUCCUACACGCGACAAAUUCACUCCUCAACAAUACUGGGUGACAUUUGUAUGUCUAGUAACUAUAGCACUUUGGUGUGUCGCACACGAGAUCGAAGUGUUUUUUGGCGACAUGGGGACCAUUGCCAUCAUUCCAAUUGUCGCGUUCUUUGGUUCUGGUGUGUUAAAGAAGGCUGAUUUUGAUCAAUUUCUCUGGAGCAUUGUCUUCUUGGCGAUGGGCGGUAUUGCUCUGGGCAAAGCCGUUGUCUCGAGUGGUUUACUUCAGCAAAUGGAUGUUGUCAUUAGGGGCUUGGUUUUGGGGUUGCCGCUCUAUUCGGUCGUGUUAGCGCUUUCUUGUGUUGUCAUGAUAGUGUCGACCUUCAUCAGUCACACGAUUGCCAGCGUUUUACUGGUUCCGAUUGCUCGUGAAGUUGGUUCUAACCUCCCAGUACCACAUCCGAGACUGCUGAUAUUUAUCACUGGUCUGGUGUGUUCAACGGGGAUGGGAAUGCCCGUUUCAGGCUUCCCUAACCAAACAGCUGCGACACAAGAGGACGAUAUGGGCGAGCUAUAUCUUAGCAACAUUGACUUUCUAAAGUGCGGUGUGCCCGCUAGCAUCAUCGCCGCUCUCGUGGUCUCGACAGUUGGCUAUUUACUGAUGAGAGCUAUAGGGUGCGUGUGGUGUCUAUUCCCUGCCGUCUUACAAUGA